GCGGGAUGGCGGCGGCGGGAGCGGCGGCGGGGCUGGGGAGCGGCGACUUCUCGGAUCUGCGGGAGAUCAAGAAGCAGCUGCUGAGUGUGGCGGAGCGGAGCCGGGAGCGCGGGCUGCAGCACAGCGGGAAGUGGGCCUCCGAGCUCGCCUUCGCCUUGGACCCCCUGCCGCUGAGCGAGCUGCCGCCGCCUCCCGCGCUGACAGAGGAGGAUGCUCGUGAUCUGGAUGCCUACACAUUAGCCAAGUCUUACUUUGAUCUGAAGGAAUAUGACAGGGCUGCCUAUUUCCUGCGAGGCUGCAAGAGUCAGAAAGCUUACUUCUUGUAUAUGUACUCCAGAUACCUGUCAGGGGAAAAGAAGAAAGAUGAUGAGACAGUGGAUAGUUUGGGACCUCUGGAAAAAGGACAGGUGAAAAAUGAAGCUCUACGAGAAUUGAGAGUUGAGCUCAGCAAGAAACACAAGGCACGGGAGCUGGAUGGGUUUGGCCUUUAUCUGUAUGGAGUGGUGCUGCGGAAGCUGGACCUGGUGAAAGAAGCAAUAGAUGUGUUUGUUGAAGCUGCCCAUGUCUUACCUUUGCACUGGGGAGCCUGGCUGGAACUUUGCAACUUGAUUACAGAUAAAGAGAUGCUGAAGUUCCUGUCCUUGCCAGAUACAUGGAUGAAAGAAUUCUUUCUUGCACACAUUUAUACAGAGCUGCAGCUGAUAGAGGAGGCUCUGCAGAAGUAUCAGAGUCUCAUUGAUGCAGGAUUUUCCAAAAGCACGUACAUCAUCUCUCAGAUUGCAGUUGCCUACCACAAUAUCCGAGAUAUUGACAAAGCUUUAUCCAUCUUUAAUGAGCUAAGGAAACAAGAUCCUUACAGGAUAGAGAACAUGGACACUUUCUCCAACUUGCUGUAUGUAAGGAGCAUGAAGCCUGAAUUGAGCUACCUGGCUCACAACCUGUGUGAGAUAGACAAGUAUCGUGUUGAGACCUGCUGUGUAAUUGGGAAUUAUUAUAGCUUGCGUUCCCAGCAUGAGAAAGCAGCACUCUAUUUCCAGAGGGCCUUGAAACUGAACCCUCGGUAUCUGGGAGCCUGGACACUCAUGGGACAUGAGUAUAUGGAAAUGAAGAACACAUCUGCAGCUAUCCAGGCUUAUAGACACGCAAUAGAGGUGAAUAAAAGGGACUACAGAGCGUGGUAUGGCUUGGGGCAAACCUAUGAAAUCCUGAAAAUGCCAUUUUAUUGUCUCUAUUACUACCGACGGGCGCACCAACUCAGACCAAAUGAUUCUCGUAUGCUGGUUGCUCUAGGAGAAUGCUAUGAGAAACUCAAUCAGUUGGUGGAAGCUAAAAAGUGCUAUUGGAGAGCCUAUGCUGUGGGAGAUGUGGAGAAAAUGGCACUGGUGAAACUAGCCAAGCUGCACGAACAGCUGAAUGAAUCUGAACAAGCAGCUCAGUGCUAUAUCAAGUACAUUCAGGAUAUCUAUUCCUGUGGGGAGAUGGUGGAGCACCUGGAGGUCAGCACUGCCUUCCGUUACCUGGCCCAAUACUACUUCAAGUGUAAGCUCUGGGAUGAAGCCUCAGCGUGUGCUCAGAAAUGCUGUGCAUUCAAUGAUACUAGAGAAGAAGGAAAGGCCUUGCUGCGGCAGAUCUUACAGCUUCGCAACCAAGGAGAAACUUCAUCCACAGAUAUUGCUGCUCCCUUUUUCCUCCCAGCAUCACUGUCUGCCAACAACACUCCCACACGUCGUGUCUCCCCACUCAAUCUGUCCUCUGUAACACCAUGAACAAUGCUGCUACCUCUAACCUGUGCACUGAAUGUGACAUUGCAGAUGGGGCUUGCAACCACUUGUUUCUUUCCAGUGAAAUUUCUACAUCCAUUGUUGCCUUCAUGUGAAAGGUAGGAGUUACUAGAGCCCACACCUGAAGACAGAUGUGCCCCAUCAGGCAAAGGUGCAGUCUGCAUGAAAGAUGUGAGAACCUGCUGUACUUCUCACCAAGUCAUUCCAGCCAGAGGGCAGGCGUUCCAGAACACGGGACCUCUCCUAACUGAGGGACUGGGAAGAGCUUGUCUACUUGAGUUAAAAUAUAUUUGAAGUUUUAUUCUGCCCUGUUAUCUCUGGUCUUUGCUGGACUUCUUUGGAUGAUCUCUCAGUGGGUAUCACUGCUGUUUGCAUCAAAAACUGUUACCUGCCAUACUACUUCAGGACUUUUGCUUGUCUUGAACUACACAAAUGAUGUUCCACUAAAGCAGCAGACACAGGCACUAAGAGGUGCCAUGUCUGUUGUGAAGGACUAGUAAGUGUUAGAGGAAGUCCAGGUAGCCACAGCUGACAGCUGUUUGCUGUUCUGCCUGUGGAUCUGACAUACUUUGGCUUUCAAUAGAAAAGCAGUCAGUGAUAUAGCACAAUUAAAAAAAUAAUUGUUAAGUUACUGUCCUUGGGCUUCCUAAUGGUGCAGCUGUCAUGUACACUCUAGCAAAUUAAAUUGGAUGUACUGUAAAUGGA
Messenger RNA from Calypte anna (Anna's hummingbird), 2486 nucleotides. RefSeq names its product cell division cycle 23 (gene CDC23). Bases 6 to 1766 code for a protein of 586 amino acids. NCBI's taxonomy places the organism in Eukaryota, Metazoa, Chordata, Aves, Apodiformes, Trochilidae. Gene Ontology annotation, biological process: cell division. Gene Ontology annotation, molecular function: protein binding. Gene Ontology annotation, cellular component: anaphase-promoting complex. The transcript is spliced from 16 exons. The record is from RefSeq and is a predicted model, not a curated record.